Messenger RNA from Dichomitus squalens LYAD-421 SS1, 923 nucleotides. RefSeq names its product RNA-binding domain-containing protein. The record is from RefSeq and is a predicted model, not a curated record. Gene Ontology annotation, cellular component: nuclear speck. Gene Ontology annotation, molecular function: RNA binding. The transcript is spliced from 5 exons. Bases 99 to 710 code for a protein of 203 amino acids. NCBI's taxonomy places the organism in Eukaryota, Fungi, Basidiomycota, Agaricomycetes, Polyporales, Polyporaceae. Gene Ontology annotation, biological process: mRNA splicing, via spliceosome.
CGUCCUCGCCGCUCUCCCUCGCAUUCUACCCAGCUCCCAGCUCACCGUACACAAGCAGAACGACGGCGGUGCGCAUUGAGAGUGACUGAUUCGACAGCAUGCCUCGCAUCCUCUUCGUCAGUGGGUUCCACCCAACCACUCGCGCUCGGGACCUUGCCUAUGAGUUUGAAAGGUAUGGCCCUCUCGUUCGCUGCGACGUUCCUGCGCCCCGCAACCCCCACGCCAAUUCCAACCCUUACGCUUUCGUCGAGUUCCGCUCUCAGCGCGAUGCCGAGGACGCCUACUACGACAUGCACGGCCGUUACUUCGAGGGCUCCCGUCUGAGCAUUCAGUGGGCUAAGAACCCGCCCUCUUCCGUUUGGCGCUUCGACCGCCGUUCCCCUCCUCCUCGUCGGGACCGCGAGCGUUCCCGUAGCCCUCGUCGCCGCGGUGGUGACAGGGAGAGGGACAGGGGCUACGACCGCGACCGUGAGAGGGAUCGUGGCAGUGAUCGCGACCGCGAGCGUGUUCCGGACGACCGGGACAAGGACCGGGAUGACAGGCGGCGGAGGAGCCGCAGCCCUGACCGGAGGCGGAGCCCGAGCCCUGAUAGGCGGGGCAAGGAAGAUAGGGCUAGGACGCCUCCCCCGCCCGAGGAAGUCGACCGCAAGAAAGACAUCAAGGAUGAUGAGCCGCGCGACAGGGCGCAGACUCCUCCUCGUGACUUCUGAAAUAUCACGGCUGUACUUGGCUGGAAUUGCUGAGCUCCUUGCCCUUUGGAUUCACUCGGUUUGGGCUCAGUGAGUUUCUGUCGGAGCCGCUUCUCUAUUCGUUUUGUCUCUCGGUGAAGAAAAUACACUCGUAAUGAAUGAAAUUACUGUAGUGUCAGUAUCGUCUCUGUGAUGUAAUACAUGCAAACAACUAUACAAUCUUGUCGAUUGGCG